This is a messenger RNA of Fusarium proliferatum ET1, 4362 nucleotides long. RefSeq lists its product as uncharacterized. The transcript has 12 exons. Bases 1 to 4362 code for a protein of 1453 amino acids. The record is from RefSeq and is a predicted model, not a curated record. Gene Ontology annotation, cellular component: membrane. Gene Ontology annotation, molecular function: ATP hydrolysis activity; ATP binding; ABC-type transporter activity. NCBI's taxonomy places the organism in Eukaryota, Fungi, Ascomycota, Sordariomycetes, Hypocreales, Nectriaceae. Gene Ontology annotation, biological process: transmembrane transport.
AUGGAUGCUAAUUCUUCACUAAACGUUCUGCCCGAAACUGAUUUCGGUCCCUCAGCCUCGGGAAGAUUUGAUUUUACUGUCUUAUUUGAGAAUGUUGUGCUAUCGAUUGUCCCAUCUGCCUUGUUCUUGAUUCUUGUCCCGCAAAGACUACUAUGGCUGAAGAGGGAGCCACGAAAAAUUGUUGAGAAUUCGCGUCUUCUUAUCAAAUUGGGUCUGAUCACCCUCUAUACUGGACUGCAGCUCGUGGUAUUGACAUACUGGACGGUUGGACCUCUGCCUACAUCUAAACCUCAAAUCGCUGCAGCGGCUCUUGUGUUUGUGAACGGCCUGUUGUUGGCCUUGCUGUCUUACGUCGAGCAUACACGCUCCGUGAGGCCUUCAACAAUCAUCAACGUCUAUCUACUUUUUACAGCCCUUUUCGAUUGCGCUAUAUCAAGAACGCUUUGGCUUCUCGAAGGAGCGCACGCAGUUGCGAGGCUGUUCACGGCAGCAACCAGCGCGAAAGCUCUCAUUCUCAUAUCUGAAGCAUGGGAAAAGAGGUCCAUACUGAGAGUCCAGUACCGCGAUCUAUCACCAGAGACGACGAGCGGUGUACUAGGCCGUAGUGUCUUCUGGUGGAUCAACCCUCUGAUGAAUUUAGGAUUCUCCAGCCUUUUGACUGAACGGGAUUUGUAUGCCAUCGAAAACAGUCUGUUGGGGAAGAGAUUAUUCGCACAAGCUGAGAAGUCAUGGCGCACCGCAAAGAAAAUAAAGAGUAGCGCUCUCUUUUGGUCGACGAUCUGGUCGUCUAGAAGAGUCUUUCUCCUUGGAAUAUCAUCACGUAUUUGCUUGAUGGCUUUCAAAUACGCGCAACCCUUUCUAAUUCAGAGAACAAUUGGAUUUGCGAGUAACCUGGAUGAAGAUAAAGCCAUUGGAUGGGGUCUUACGGGAGCCUGGUGUUGCGUCUUCAUUGGACUGGCGAUCGCUAACGCAUUCUACUGGCAUAUGACCUAUCAGUUUGUCACCGCCGUCAGGGGUAGCUUGAUCAGCCUGGUAUAUAACAAGACCCUCGAUUUGAGCAUCACGGCUUUUGACGAAUCAAUCGCUGUAACACUGAUGUCUGCCGAUACCGAAAACAUCUGCUUAAACUUCGCAAGCAUACACGAGAUGUGGGCCUCGCCUAUCGAGUGCGCAGUGGCUUUAUAUCUCCUAUACAGACAGCUUGGCAUGGCAUUUCUGGCCCCUAUGGUUGUGGCAAUAGUCUCGACAACUGGCAUCCUGAUGAUCGCUAAGUAUAUCGCGAACGCCCAAAAGCGGUGGGUUCGUGGUAUCCAGACGCGCAUCGAUGUUACUGCCUCGAUGCUGGGUUCAAUGAAAGAAGUGAAGAUGCUUGGCCUGACGGAUGUUCUCAACAACAUGGUCCAGAGUCUGCGUGUCAGAGAAUUGGACCUGUCCAAGAAGUUCCGUAAACUCAUGUGUUGGCGAGUCUUCUUCCAAAAUACCAUGGAGGCCAUAGCUCCUCUCGCUACAUUUGCGACCUACGUCGUCAUAUCGCAAGAGACAGGCAACCCUUUGAGUACCGCUUCGGCAUAUACUUCUCUUUCACUUAUCUAUCUUUUGUCAAAUCCUAUGUCCACUCUCAUACGAACGAUCCCUGGAAUGAAGGCAUCGCUUGCAUGCUUUGAUCGAAUGCAGGGCUUUCUGCUAUCGGAUAGCUGCAAGGAUCACCGCUUACCUCUCAGUGUCCGCGAUAGCCCAGGCCAACAAAACACCCAAAGCUUCGGGCCAAAUGCUGUUACUCAGGGCCAAGCUUCGAUUGAGCUACUCGACCGCUCCAACGAAUCAUCAGUGGCAGCUGGCCAGCCUCUCAUGAUCGUUUCAGACGCUAGCUUCGGAUGGUCCAAGGCUGAAGCCCCGGUUCUCCGCAAUAUUUCUUUUCCUAUCCGUAAAUCCCACUUCACCUUUGUGAUUGGCAGUGUUGGGUCUGGCAAAAGCACUCUCAUGAAGGCCUUACUUGGCGAGCUACAACCGUACAAGGGAUUUGUAUACACGGAUGCUCGACGAAUAGCAUUUGUUGACCAGAAGCCAUGGAUUCAGAACUUGACAAUUCGACAGAACAUCCUCGGCAUAUCCACUUAUCACAAAGAUUGGUAUGAUAGAGUUGUACAUGCAUGUGGGCUGGAGCAGGACAUUGGUGAGAUGCCUGACAAGGAUGCCACGAAAGCGGGUAGCGGUGGUGUUUCUCUCAGCGGUGGCCAGAACCAGAGACUUGCACUUGCAAGGGCCAUUUACUCAAUGGCAGGAGUGCUUAUUCUCGACGAUGUCUUUUCGGGACAGGAUUCUUCGACAGAGGAGCAUAUUUAUAGGAUGCUCUUUUCAGAAGCAGGGUUGCUAAGAGAGCUUGGCACGACUGUUGUUUGUGUAACCAACGCCAUUCAUCGGCUGGCAUAUGCAGACCACGUAGUUGCUCUAGGCGAACAUGGCACAGUUCAACAUCAAGGCACAUUUGAGCAACUCAAGAACGACACUGAUUACUUCCGUGGUUUACAUCUUCGGCAGAACGGGACUGCCAAGGGAGACGGCGACUCCUCGAAAGCCAACGACAAAUCGACUUCAGCACCUCAAGGACCAGAAGAAGAGACUGAAUCUGCUAACCGAGCACUGGGAGAACUUGCUACUUAUGGUUACUAUUUCAACACAGUACCCAAGUGGCAUGUCCUGUUGUUAGUGACACUCACAAUCUUGUUCGGCGCGGCCCACAAGAUGACUGAGCUAUUGCUAAGUUUCUGGACUGGUCAUUCUGUUAUUACUCAACAAAGCGUCAACAACUUCUACCUUGGACUCUACGCGAUGCUAGCUGGACUUGCAAUAAUUGGUAUCAUGGGUGCAGCUGUGCAUUACCUUGUUAUCAUGGUACCUUUGAGCAGCGAAGUUCUGCAUGCCCGGCUACUUCGGACAGUUAUGAAUGCUCCAUUGUCAUUCUUCUCGAGGAUGGAUGUUGGCGUCACAACAAACCGCUUCAGCCGUGACAUGUCCGUCAUAGACACCGAGCUUCCGUUUGCAUUGAUUGACCUGGCCAUUGACACCAGCGUCACUAUCAUGUCUGUUAUACUGAUGUGCGUGUUCUCUGGAUACUUUGUGGCCACGCUGCCCCCUCUUGCUUUCUUCUGCUGGUUGCUUCAGAGAUUCUACCUUCGAACUUCUCGCCAGAUCCGAAUCCUCGAGCUACAAGCAAACUCACCACUAUUCACGCAAUUCCUUGAUACCCUUCAAGGUUUAUCCAGUGUCAGAUCCUUCGGCUGGGUGAAGGAGUUCGAGGAACAACACUUUCAGUUCCUCGACGCAUCUCAGCGUCCAUACUAUCUCCUCUUCAGUAUUCAGCGCUGGCUAGCUGUUGUCCUUGACCUUGCAGUUGCAGCGCUGGCUACAAUCCUGAUGGUUCUCAUUGUGAAGCUUCGAGACAACUUCGAGCCGAAGUUUGUGGCAAUGGCCCUUCUCAAUGUGACAUCUUUUUCGCAGUAUCUCACGCAACUCAUCAAAAAUUAUACACAAUUAGAGACUUCUUUGGGUGCUGUUAGUCGUACUAAAGAGUUCUGCACCACAACUGACAGUGAGAAUCUUCCGGACGAGGUUGUUACUCCACCCGAGAGCUGGCCUCCUCAUGGCCAUGUGCAGAUUGACAAGUUGACUGCUGCAUAUACCGCUUCGGGUGAGCCAGUACUCCACGACGUCAGUCUGGAUAUCGCUGCAGGCUUCAAGGUCGGUGUAGUUGGACGCAGUGGCAGUGGCAAAAGCUCUUUGAUGGCCUGUCUUCUCCGGAUGUUGGAGGUUGACUCCAAUUCUAGCAUCAAGUUUGACGGCAUUGACAUCACUACACUUCCGCGACAAACUGUACGAGCCUCUGUGGCAGUCGUACCUCAGCAUCCGUUCUUCAUGAAGAAGACUACUGUUCGCGAUAAUCUGGUGCCUCGCGGUGAGCAGGCUGAAGAGAGGAUUCUCGCUGUUCUUCAUCGCCUUAGGAUGAAAGAGGCUGUAGAGAAGCUUGGAGGCUUGGACAGCAUCCUUGAUAUCGAGCGACUAUCGCAAGGUCAACGCCAACUUCUUUGCCUUGCCAGAGCGAUACUAGCCAGCAAGAAGAUAAUAUUUCUUGACGAGGCGAGUAGCAACGUCGACGCCAAGUCCGAGCAACUGAUCCGACAGGUGGUCCAAGAGGAGUUCGUGGGAUGCACGGUCAUCGCUAUUGCACAUCGGUUGGGUGCUGUUGUGGAUUUUGAUCGAGUUGCUGUGAUGGGGGGAGGAAGGGUAAUCGAGUGGGAUAACCCAAGGGAGCUACUGAAGAGGGAGAGCGAGUUCAAGAGGCUAUGGGAUUUGAGCUCUGGAUAA